Molecule: messenger RNA, 354 nt
Organism: Capsicum annuum
Lineage: Eukaryota; Viridiplantae; Streptophyta; Magnoliopsida; Solanales; Solanaceae
Exons: 2
Coding region: 1-354 (117 amino acids)
Biological process (GO): chromatin remodeling
Cellular component (GO): nucleus
Source: RefSeq, a predicted model, not a curated record
AUGGCGGCUUUCCCGUCAGGCUUGGAUGAUGAAGAGAAGAGGAGAUUUUGGGAGGAUUUAGAUGAGAUGGUGAUGAGUGUACCUAGUAAUGAGAAGAUUUUCAUAGGAGGCAAUUUCAACGGGCACGUAGGGUCUUCUUCGAAAGGUUAUGAUGAUGUGCAUGGAGGCCAUAGGUUUGGUGUAAGAAAUGUUGAAGGAGUGGAACUUCUAGAUUUUGCUUGGGCGUUUAGAUUGGUGGUAGUUAAUUCAAACUUUCCAAAGAAGGACGUUCACUUGGUUACCUUUUGUAGUUUAGUGGCCAAGACUCAGAUUGACUUCUUGGUCCUUAGGAAAGGAGAUAAAGGUUUUUGUUAG